AUGCCAACCACAUCCCGAGCUUGGACGUUCUCCCACCGCGGCUCCCCAACAGACAUCCUAUCUCUCUCCUCCCACCCCAUACCAACUUUCCCUCCUCCCCUCAAAGCCUCAGAAGAAUGGAUCCUCAUCAAAGUCUCCUUCGCAGGCCUCAACCCCGGCGCCAUCUUCCAAAUGUCCCUCAUCCCAACCUUUUUGCGCAACAAGACUUGCAUCCCCGAAAUGGACCUCUCCGGCACCGUCCACGACGUCUGGCAUCCUCACGCCGUCGAGUCUGAGUCCACUACUACGUCUACUACUAGCACUCGUUUCCGCAAAGGCGACAAAAUCAUCGCCAUGAUCCCCGCCAGCCACGCCCUCCCAACCGGCUGCGGCGCCCUCGCCGAAUACGUCUCCCUACCCGCCCGCUUCGCCGUCCACAAGCCCCCACAGGCCUCCUUCGCCGACGCAGCUGGCUGUCUUCUCACGGGAAUGACUGCCCAUCUGCUAGUCAUCGAGGCUGGCCUCAAGCCAGGCCACCGCGUGCUCGUCAACGCUGCCAGCGGCGGCAUCGGCACCAUGGCCGUGCAGAUGGCUCGCCGGGUCGUUGGACCAGAGGGCUUCAUCGUCGGCAUCUGCAGCGCCAGAAACGUCCAGCUCGUCGAAAGCCUCGGGGCAGACUUCGUCAUCGAUUACACGCAGCACACUGACAACAAGAACCAGAACAACAACCUCCCAGCACAUCUCGCGCAGACCUUCCACGCCAACCCCUUCAACGCCAUCAUCGACACCCUCGGCCACCAAUCCCUCUACGUCAACUCCAUCGCCUAUCUCAUCCCCUCAGGCAUCUACUCCUCCGUCGGCAUCAAGCCCCCCGACUUCUCCAUCCCCGCCUUCCUCCGCGCCGUAUGGCAGAUGCAGCUCAAUGAGUGGUGGCCCGUGAGCCGCUGGCUCGGCGGCGUCGGCCGUCUCUGGCGGGGCGUCUCGAUGAUGGAGCCGACGCUGGAGGAUCGCGAGCGCAUUGCCGAGAUGCUGCGGGAUGGCCAGAUACGCGUGGUCAGGGACAGCGUCUGGCGCUUCGAGAAUGUCAGGGAGGCAUAUGCCAAGCUGGGCGGGCUGCAUGCAAGCGGUAAGAUAUUAGUGAGAGUGGAUGAAACGGUGGGUGAUGAUGAGUGCUAA
This is a messenger RNA of Trichoderma gamsii, 1155 nucleotides long. RefSeq lists its product as hypothetical. The record is from RefSeq and is a predicted model, not a curated record. Gene Ontology annotation, molecular function: oxidoreductase activity; zinc ion binding. NCBI's taxonomy places the organism in Eukaryota, Fungi, Ascomycota, Sordariomycetes, Hypocreales, Hypocreaceae. The transcript has a single exon. The coding region runs from base 1 to 1155 and encodes 384 amino acids. Gene Ontology annotation, cellular component: mitochondrion.